UCUUCUAAGCUCGUAUCGCGUUCCCUAGUAUGUGGGGCCGAGAAUAUCAAACACGCCGCGCCUUGAAACAACUCCUUGUCGUGUUGUCGUGUUGAUUACUAUGUUCUUGACACCACCAUUUCUUGAGGGGGCCGCCUCGACCAUACGAAUCUAAUUCAGCAUCAGGAAUUUCGACUAGUACACAUUAGUCUGAAGUGGUAGUAUAAUCAGCCACGACGAAUCCACGACCUGCGCUUCUCUAUGUUCACAGCCACAAAAACAAAUACCGGCGAUCUCGUGCUGCUUCACUGGGAUAAAUAUGGCCAAAAGCUGUGCUAGCACGGGGGUUUUAGCCGUAAUGUAUAAUUCCCAAAAGGACGGAUGGCAGUGUCUUCUGUGUUCACUCGUUCCCGCAGUCUAUUUAUUCGCGACUUGCCCAGCUCCAGUUCACAUUUACUCCUUCCCCUUCACCGCCGUCUCCCUCCCCUCAUGCCUUUAAUCCCUCUCACGAGGCGCACUUCAAGCGCGACUUUGAGUUCAUCGGAUUCGGGGACGAGUACUCAGGUCAUUAUUGGGGUCGUAGUGGGUGCUGUGGUGCUUUCGCUGUUCAUAGCCUUUGCGGUGUGGUUUUUCUUCAAGCAGUAUCGUCGUCGCCGCAACCCUUCCCCAUCUUCCCCCAACAUUAUCUACAAUCCAAAGCUCAGUCGUGUGGCAGACAUUGGCCGACUGCUUGAUCCGGAACCUUCGUCUCGAUUUGAGACCAAAGACUCGCGUCCCUUACUUUCGCCUGAACCUACCCCUGCCUUUCAUACAAAAAUCGAUUCUAGUAACACAUGGGUACCUUCUGGCGUCCAUUACUCAAACGUCGCACCAGCAGAGGAAGCAUAUCAUAUCGAAUUCGAGCGACUCCCAACACCUACAUUCAGUGAUCAAUUCGGGGACCGGCUCUUGUCGUCGUCAUUGAUGGAAGAGUCUUCAACACCUUUCCUGCAGAGUUCGUUCAGUUCGAGACAUACAUCCCCACAAACCUCUCCUCCAGCAACACCCUCACCUGUACCCAGCCCUAAACAUCUUCCUCGUCUCCUUAUCCCCGGCAAAGAUAAGCCUGCCAUUCCUGUGUCCCGAUACCUUCUUACGCGUCCGAUUGCGAAGAUGGAGACACCCGCCGAGACAUCGCCCAUAUCUUCUUCUUCAUCAGUCUCAUCUGAAUCUGUGUACUCGCAAGCGAGCGCUUCAACGCGUAGACAUACCAUGCUAUCUAUGUAUGAAGUGCCGCCGCCAGUCCCAUCCAUUCCCCUCGCUUUCCGAUCAAGCUCUGGUAUACGCCCUUUGCCCCAGGUUCCGGAUCACGUCUUGAAACGCGUGCACGAGGAGGAAAAUCAGGGUGACCUGUACAGGAUGCCAACGAAAGUGAUAGCCGGUCUGGUGAAAGGUCGGGUAAAACGUACUAGAGCAGUAGAUCUCGAACGUCAUACGAGCAAAGUGUCGCGUAUCGAGAGGGCAGAUUCUAUCAAGUCUCUCGCAACGCCUUCGGAUGACGAGGAGGAGACGACGUCCAUGUCUCUGCAUUACCCCCGCCUUGAGCGGACACAGAGCCGAUGGGUGAAGAGGUCACAAGCUCGGAUGGACACAGUAAUGGAGUCGCCUUUAUCGGCGUCUCCGGAUGCUUAUUACACGUUUAACGUUUCUACUUCUCCUUUGCGGGUGAGGAAAAAUUCUUCACCCAUUUCGUAACGUUUCGAUAGACUAUCAUUUCUAUAUUCGACGAACAGCGACGACCGCACUCUUUUUAGGUUCAUAUUAUUGAUAUUAUUGUAUUCCCAUAACUGUACAUUAUCGAAACGUUUACUAAUUCACGGUAACCAAGCUCCGAAAUGCCCGCGGCCUCUCACAGCUCACUGAAACUGCGGCGACUGUUGGG
Molecule: messenger RNA, 1900 nt
Organism: Desarmillaria tabescens
Lineage: Eukaryota; Fungi; Basidiomycota; Agaricomycetes; Agaricales; Physalacriaceae
Exons: 2
Coding region: 361-1713 (450 amino acids)
Source: RefSeq, a predicted model, not a curated record